ACGUGGGCGGCGCUGGGCGGUGGGCCGGGGUGCCGGGCGGAGUGGUGACCCCGGGGGGGUCUCUUCCAAACGCUGUGCCGUGUGAGCGGGUGCGGAGAUGGGUUGGGGGUCGGGGAGGUUUUUUCCAGCUGCAGUGAAUCGCAGGUGGCACGUGGGGACAUCCCGGGACUGUGCACGUGUGGGACACUGUGGUGGGGCUGGAUGGUCCUGGAGGCCUUUUGCAAUCUUUGUGGCUCUCAGAGUUGGCACGAUGGGAUGGGAUGGGAUGGGAUGGGAUGGGAUGGGAUGGGAUGGGCUGAUGGGUGGCUGGUCGUUGGAGAGGUGAUCUUCCAUCCUCGAUGAUCCUCUGAUGAUGCGGAGGGGGCGGUGGUGGGACCUGGUGAUCUCAGAGGUCUUCUUCAACCUGCAUGGUUCUAUGGAACUCGGGGUGGUGGGGAUGGCUGGGCGUCAUCCCAGAGGUCUUUUCCAACCUUCGUGGUUCUGUCAUUCUGUAAUUCUCAGGGUGGGGGGGUGGAGGUGGGUCACGGUGGGACUUGAUGGUAGUGGAGGUCUUCUCCAACCAGAAAGAUUCGAUGGCUGUAAGAGCAGGCAUGGUGGGGACGGGUUGGUGGUCGGACGAGACGGUCCUUUUUGCUCCAAGCUCUGCGAUUCUGCAGCCCCGUGACUCGUGCUGCAGCCCCUCCCGGGGUCGGGCACAGAACGGGGUUGGGACGACGCGGGGUCACAAGGAGCAGCGCUGCCGCGGCCCCCCAGCCCGUGCCUCCCCACGCAGGUGCAGGAGUGGAACGUGGAACCCCCCCACCUGAUGCCUCUGCAGCCACCGCUGCUCCCGGAGCGGGCGCACGUGAGGGAGGCACAGCUGCACUCAGCCGAGGCGUCGCUGUGGACGGUGGUGGCCACGGUGCAGGCGAUGGAGAGGAAGAUCGACCUGCUGGCCACCCGGCUGCUCAGCCUGGAGGGCCGCUCGGGAACGGCCGAGAAGAAACUCCUGGACUGUGAGAAAACUGCCAUGGAGUUCGGCAACCAGCUGGAGAGCAAAUGGGCCGUGCUGGGCACCCUCAUCCAGGAGUACGGGCUGCUGCAGCGGCGGCUGGAGCACGUGGAGAACCUGCUGAAGAACAGGAACUUCUGGGUGCUGCGCCUGCCCCCGGCCCCGCGGGGAGGUGCCCCGGAGGAGUGGAAGAAUUUGGAGGAGUGGCAGAAGGAGCUGUACAACAACCUGGUGAAGGAGAACUACGAGUCGCUCAUCUCCCUGGAUGCAGCACUGUCCAGGAGUGACACACAGCCCCGGCUGGAGCGUGGGGACGUGCCCUGCGUGCCCGAACAGCAGGACCUGGAGCAGCGCGAGAUGCCGGCAGAUGCCUGUGCGGCCCGGCGCCGGCCAAGUCUCUCCUUGUGCACAGAGCCACUGAUCUCCACUUCCGACAUCCUGUCCCGGAUCAAGCAGGAGGUGGCAUUUGUUGGGGAGCAGCAGUUUGGGGAGGACCGGGGGAUGCCCACCGACCCCUGUGCAGGUGCAGACGCCCUGAUCACAGCUCACGACUUCUUGUCGUGGAUCAAGCAGGAGGAGGAACCGUGCGUCAGGGAACCCUGGGAGCUGCCAGAGAGGGAAAUCCUGCCCGGUCCUGUGCCUGGUCCUGGCCCCGCCGGUGAGGGGCUGCUGGUGAAGAUGGAGGAGCAGCGCUGUCCCCGCGCCGAGCCCCCCGAGGAAGUGCUGCCGGGCGCCUCGGGCGAGCUGCUCUUCCCAUGCGGCCGAAAGGACGGGGAGGGGAGCGGAGCCGCCGCGGAGAGCGAAGACGGCGGUGUCUGUGUUAAGGAGGAGGAAGAGCCGUGCGCAGCAGCGCAGGAGGAGCUGGAGGCUGCGGGAGCGGAGCGGGAGCCGUGCCCAGAGCCAGCAUUCUCUGAGCCUGAAGCUUCAGGUGAGACCAAGAGAGGCACGGAGGUGUACGGCAGGGAGCUGCCUGGCACAACGCAUGAAGACCUACAAGGAGACACCGAGUCUCAGAGCUGUGUGACUGCGGUCUUGUCGUGGAUUAAGCAAGAGGAGGAGCCGCACUGCCCCGAGCAGCAUGGCUCAGAGAAAGAAGAAAUCCCUGCAGAGCCAAGUGCAGUGCAUGAUGAGAACAGAAGGAGGGACUCCCUGGCUGACAGCUUUGUAAGCACGAUGUGUGACUCCAACAUGCUGGAGAGACCUGAGGAGAAGUUUCACGAGGAUCCCAGCUCUGCCCUGACGUGGGACAGUCAGUGGAGCACAGAAAUGAUGGAAACAGCCACCAGCAGGAAUGGCUUUUUGGGUGAUGCUCAGUACAACCGAGCCUUUGCUGAACAACUGGAUCUCUUUAGUGCUCAGCAAAAUGAUGUCAGAAAGAGAUUGUGCGUGUCCAGCAGGUGUGAGAGGAACUAUAUCCAGCAGGAGCAUCUUCCAACUCUGCAGGGAGCCCAGGAAGAGCUGCUGCCAGUCCCCAAGUGUGAGAACAGUCCCAUCGAGGCGGCCUUCCAGCACUCAGUGGAUGCUGCAGGGGAGAAGCUGGAAGGGCUGCCAGCCAAGCUCGUGCCAAGCAGUGCAGGUAGAACCAGGCUUUGUGAGCACAACGGCCAUUGCAAAGAGGAGCGGCCGUCGAUGGGGAGUGGAGGGAAGCUCCCUGCAGAGAAUUUGCUACCCAGCCGCUGCGAGGCCGACCCACGGGACGUGUUGGAGGUGCCCAGGGGUGGCUUAGCGAGCCAACAGCAGAGCCAGGGCAGAGGGAAGUCCUACAUAUGCAAUGACUGUGGGAAAAGCUUUGUUUGCCACUCCUGGCUUGUCCGACACCAGACUUCUCACACGGGUGAGAGGCCCUACAAGUGCUCCGAGUGUGACAAAAGCUACAGGAGGAAGGAUUAUCUCUUAAAACAUCUGCGCCGCCACUCGGGAGAGGGGCUUUUCCCAUGCCACCUCUGCAGCAAAAGGUUCGUACUCAGGAGGAGUUUAAUUAAGCACCAGGAAAGCCACGUGCAGAGAACACAUCAGACUGCCAGCUGGCCCUGCACAGAAAUCAGGGAAUCCGUGCUGCACUCCAGAUAGAAAAUCCUGCCCUGCUGUGGGCAGCCAAGCAGGCGCACAGCGGGGUCUUCCAGCUCAGCACUGAGCUGAGGUGGCUGUUGGAUGGCAGCUCCCUGCAUGGGGAGGGGAGAACAUUGGUGUUUAUUUUCCACAGAGUGCAUUGAGGCGGUCCCUGGAGCUGCCUGACAGCAGGGCACUUGGACUCGACGGUCUUCAGAGGUCUCUUCCAACCCUAAGGAUUCUGUGAUUCUAUGCCUGGCUAUGGGAUAUGCAGGAAGUCUGCAGCGCUCACAGCUCCUGAACUCUCCCCGGAGAGAAGAAAUGCCAACACAGAGCGCUGUCUAAUGCUUCGGGCUGGAGGACACCCAAAAUGUCAUCCCAGGGUAUCUCAGAGUCUGGGAACGGAUCUGUAAGUGGCUCCAAUAUCCUGUACUGAGCACAGGGAGCCGUGUGAGCUGAGGAGGGCUGCGUUCCACCUCGUGUGGUGGUGCUGGGAGUCCCCGUGUGACCCCACAGCACGCUGUGCCUUCUGGGCAGCCUUCAGGUGCUUCUCCGUUGUGCUUUGCCGCGCUGUCGCAGCUCUGGAUGGUUUUGUGCAACUUUCUGAGUCCUGAUAACAGGCAGUGUUAAUGUUUGUAGAACGUC
Meleagris gallopavo (turkey) is the source of this 3685-nucleotide messenger RNA. NCBI's taxonomy places the organism in Eukaryota, Metazoa, Chordata, Aves, Galliformes, Phasianidae. The record is from RefSeq and is a predicted model, not a curated record.